Messenger RNA from Siniperca chuatsi (mandarin fish), 2533 nucleotides. It is a transcript of the gene f10, whose product is annotated as coagulation factor X. Gene Ontology annotation, molecular function: calcium ion binding; serine-type endopeptidase activity. NCBI's taxonomy places the organism in Eukaryota, Metazoa, Chordata, Actinopteri, Centrarchiformes, Sinipercidae. The record is from RefSeq and is a predicted model, not a curated record. Bases 85 to 1629 code for a protein of 514 amino acids. Gene Ontology annotation, cellular component: extracellular region. Gene Ontology annotation, biological process: blood coagulation; proteolysis. The transcript has 10 exons.
AAACUCAUCGCAGUUCACAGACUCCAUUACUUCCACUCAGCACACUGAGGUUUUUCCAGCCGAGCUCACCAUCCAUCUGGGGCCAUGUUUCGGUUUCACCGCCUGUCCCUCGGCCUCCUGCUGCUCCACCUGGCCGCUGCUCACGUAGUCUUCUUGGACGGCGAGGCAGCCAGGCAGGUGCUGACCCGGCGGAGACGAGCCAACAGCUUUUUAGAGGAGAUUAAACAAGGCAGCAUGGAGAGGGAGUGUGUGGAGGAGCGCUGCAGCUGGGAGGAGGCGCGAGAGAUCUUCGAAAACGAAGACACAACUAAUGAAUUCUGGGCCAAAUACAUUGAUGGCGACGCAUGUAUCUCGAUGCCCUGUGCUCAUGGAGGACAUUGCAAAGAUGGAAUCGGUAGCUACACCUGCUACUGCCAGGACGGGUACCAGGGCUUCAACUGUGAAAUCGUUAUUCCUGAGCUCUGUGAGAACAAAAACGGCGGCUGCGAACACUUCUGCAGCGUAUUCCAAGGAAACAUUCGCUGCUCCUGUGCUGACGGAUAUUUCCUGGCAUCAGAUUACAAAUCCUGCAACUCCAACAAGACCUUCAAAUGUGGUGCCAUCAUCACCAAAAACACCCGGACCGUUUUCAGGUACGAGCGGACGAACGUGACGGAGGGGAACACUACCGGGUUGAACACGACGGACCGUAACACCAACCUCAACCCCACCGAGCACAGGCCGGACACGGUUCAUCGCCCAGACUCCUCCCUUUCUAGGAACAGCAGCAACAGCCAGAUUGUGCCGAAAAAAGCUUCGCCAGAGUACUUGGUUUUCGAGGAAAAAGUCGUCCCUCAAAUGGCGGAUAUGAUGCGCAUUGUCAACGGAGAGGACUGUCCACCAGGAGAAUGCCCAUGGCAGGCUCUCCUGCUGAACGAGGAGGACCGAGGGUUCUGCGGAGGAACCAUCCUCAACGAAUACAUCAUCCUGACCGCCGCCCACUGCAUGAACCAAUCACGCUACAUCUACGUCAAGCUCGGUGAGUUUGACGUGUUGGUGGAUGAUGGUAAUGAAGCUACCCAUUAUGUGGAAACGAUUAUCACCCACAAUAAAUACAAACGGGACACCUACCACAAUGACAUCGCACUCAUCAAAUUGGCCACGCCCAUCAAGUUCACCAGGUUCAUCCUGCCGGCCUGCAUACCUGAGCCAGAUUUUGCUGAAAAGGUCCUGAUGCGGCAGGUGGAUGGCAUGGUCAGCGGUUUUGGCCGUCUCGGCGAGGGUCGGCAGGCGUCCACCAUCUUGCAGCGCCUCACCAUGCCCUACGUGGAUCGGCACACAUGCAUCGAAUCCACCCAAUUGCGCAUCUCUGCCCGCAUGUUCUGCGCCGGCUACAACACAAUAGCCAAGGACGCCUGCCAAGGUGACAGUGGCGGGCCGCACGUCACACGCUAUCACAACACCUAUUUUAUCACCGGCAUUGUGAGCUGGGGCGAAGGCUGCGCACGCAAAGGCAAAUACGGCAUCUACACCCAGGUGUCCAAGUACAUCCGCUGGAUCAAUGACGGCAUCGAGAAGCUGAUGCCCAAAAAGAAGAGUGGCAGCAGGGUGAAGAGGCACCUUGGCCCCAUCAAGAGGCUCUUUCUGUAAGACAGCGGAUUUCAUUUUUCUUUUCAAAUCAUCGCUGAAGUCCACGUGCCUCUUAUGUAUUCAUCGAUUUUAUGUUUGAGACUUCUACGCAGUCACAAUUCAGCCACAGAAAUAGAAAUUGUCAUAAUUUUACAACAUUUAACCCCGUUUUAAAGACAUUACUGAAAUUCUUAAAGCUGCAUUAAUUCAUUUUUGUUUACAGCCUGUAAACACAAUAUCUGACAUAUUAUCAUCUUAUAAAGUAGUCGUGGCUAACAUAGCGACCAGCUGCCUACUUCCACAUCCAGCAGACACAGAGCAACAUGAUCAUCUCAUUGGCGUUGUUUAUAAUUACUUGUGGGGUUCCUCAGGGUUCUAGUCUCGGUCCUUUAUAGAACGAAUCACAAUGUUUGUUUACAGUAACUUCCGGGUAGAAAACCCCUGCGUCACAUAACGUUUUUACAUACAAUUUAAUUGCAGCAACAUGUUGAAUGUUUUCAGAGUAUAUAAAAUCUCAUUCAUCUAAAACGCAUGUUUUCUGCUUUCAUAUCUCGUGAAUAACAACUCUUUCACUAACGUUAGCUUGGGGAGCUAAUGUACCUGUUGGGCCACAGAAACUGUAAACAUGAUCAUCCCAUUGGAGUGAGGUUUGUGUCCACCUGAUGAAUGUAAGUCCAAUGUUCACUCUCUUUGAGCUCUGUUUUGGUCUCCACCAAGUUCACCAGCUAGUCUCUAACUGUGUCUGUCUGCUGUUUGGCGAUGGUCUGGUACCGUACAGCAGAAAACUAACCUGCAAUGUAAAACCAAAAAGUAAAGAAAUAAUGACAUUAGCGAUGUACAAAAGCUUGAUUUAACAGUUUGCUGUUCAGUAUUAUUAAAAAUGUGUGAAAAUAAAAAAAACCAUUUUAAAUCUGCGUAAACAAAA